GUCGUUAGAAAUCGUCGGACACAGCCGCAGUUCUUUCUCCGAUUAGAAAUUUAGAAAUUAGAAAUCCACAAAAGUAGCAUCAUCACCAGAAUGUCACCCAACAGCAACUCGGAAAAGCCAAUCAAUCCCAACGAACUCCUGCACAUUCCAAAGUGGGUGAACGAGGACUAUUUUUUUCCGAUUCUUGCAAAGGAUGUGGAAAACUUCGACAAGAUAGUGAACUUUACACCCAUUGCGGCCACAGCUCCCGGGGAAAACUAUACUUCCAUUAUGAUCAGGGUUAUUGUGGAUAUUCUUCUGAAGGAUGGCAGCCAGCAGAAAAUGUCGUAUAUUCUGAAAACCAUGCUGGAGGCGGACAGUGGGGCGGAUGUGGUCAAUGGCAUGGGUCUGUUCCCCAAGGAGCAGCAAAUGUACGAGGUGCACAUUCCGCAGUUCGUGAAGCUUUACAAGGAGGUGGGCAUGGAGAUUGAGUUGGCGCCCAAGUGUCUCCAUGUGGAGGCCACCGCCGAGUUGAUCACCCUGGUCUUCGAAGAUCUGAGCCGGCAAAAUUUCAAGAAUUGCGAUCGGCUCAAGGGCUUUGAUUUGGCGCACAUGACCCGUGUGCUCCGGAAACUGGCCGAAUUUCAUGCUGCCUCUGCCGUUUCCAGGGAAAUAAAUGGACCCUACGAUCCAAUGUACUCCAUGUCCAUGUUCAACGAGCAGAGUCGCGAUUUGAUCAAGUCUCUGGGAGAAAUGCGACAGGUGCAGUUCUUAAAGGCAAUGCGAACCUGGGACUUAGAGGAUGUCGAAAGGUACAUCACCCUCAUGUGGAGUCCCAUGGAAGUGUUCGAAGAGGCCAUGCAGGUCAAUCAGGUUGACGAGACGGAGUUCAAUGUGCUGAAUCAUGGUGACUGCUGGUCCAAUAACAUCAUGUUUAAUUACAAGGACAACGGGGAGAUAGACAGAACCAUUUUCGUGGACCUGCAGAUCGGCAAGUGGGGCACUCCGGCCCAAGACCUUUGGUACCUGAUCACCACCUCUGCCUCGCUGGACAUUAAAACCAAAGAGUUUGAUCACUUUAUUCAGAUCUAUCACGAGCGAUUGGCUGAAUGCCUUAAGCUCUUGAAUUACUCGAAAGCCAUUCCUUCUCUCAGGGAUCUGCACAUCAUGAUGCUGAAGUACGGUUUUUGGGGACCCCUCACAGCCACUGGUGUAAUGGUGGCAACUCUUAUGCCCACCGACAAGGAUGCCAACAUUAAAAUGAUGAUGGCCCCAGGACCUGAGGCCGAUGCCCUUCGUUACAGGACCUUUAGCAAUCCCUACUACGCCAAGGCCAUGAAGGUGUUAUUACCAUUUUUCGAUAACAAGGGACUUUUGAAGUCCGCUUAGACCAAGUCCCCAAUUUUCAAAUAACAAUGUAGCCAAUUUGUUGUGAUAUCAUAGAUCAUAUAAGCAUGAAAUAAAUAAUAUUUUCUAUUUAAUUUAAACUUA
This is a messenger RNA of Drosophila elegans, 1470 nucleotides long. RefSeq lists its product as uncharacterized. Bases 91 to 1368 code for a protein of 425 amino acids. The record is from RefSeq and is a predicted model, not a curated record. The transcript has 4 exons. Lineage: Eukaryota; Metazoa; Arthropoda; Insecta; Diptera; Drosophilidae.